Aspergillus japonicus CBS 114.51 is the source of this 357-nucleotide messenger RNA. RefSeq lists its product as uncharacterized. Lineage: Eukaryota; Fungi; Ascomycota; Eurotiomycetes; Eurotiales; Aspergillaceae. The record is from RefSeq and is a predicted model, not a curated record. The transcript is spliced from 2 exons. Bases 1 to 357 code for a protein of 118 amino acids.
AUGUACAGCGAUUUGUUCGAUAGAGGCCCUGCAAAUGGAUACUUCUUCACGUUCAAGAUAUGUGAAGCGGGCGACCCGGAGUCUACGGACUGGGGGUACUAUGAGGAGAAACUGGAGCUCAAGUUCUUCAAUGAGCGGCUGGCUCGCCCAGAGGCGGGCCCCUUCUUUGGCUGCAUACUAUCAGGGUCCUAUGCCCAAUUCUAUAAAGAAGUGGCCUGUGAUGAGUAUAGUCAUUUUCACUGCAUUUGCAAGUGCGAGCUAGAAGGUAGACUCACACUUCACGUAGUCAAAGAUAGAUGGCUGAUCGACUUGUGGGGCUUCGAUCGAGUCAUUCAUGAGAUCUGCGCCAUCCGAUAG